Messenger RNA from Rubroshorea leprosula, 541 nucleotides. NCBI's taxonomy places the organism in Eukaryota, Viridiplantae, Streptophyta, Magnoliopsida, Malvales, Dipterocarpaceae. The record is from the annotation of a GenBank genome assembly.
GCACCCAAACUAUGGAGGAAACAGAAAAAACUGAGGACAGGAUAAGAUGGAUGCCAAUUCGCUCCAACACGGCGUCGGCGUGAGGAUAAAGGGGGAGGAUAAAGAUGUUGGAAGCGUACAGAAAAAAUGGCUAUGGCAGCCCCAACAACGACUACAAGAUUAAAGUUACCUGGUGUUGCUCUUAACAGUAAACGGUCUACGUUUUUAGGAGGUGGGGUUCAACAAUUGUCGCCGAAUGUGGGGCGCCCGUCGCAAUCUUCCCCGUCUCUCCUCCUCAAUGUCGAAGCUAAGGCUCGUACCAAGAGAGAAAGGCGGCAAGCCCGCCAUUCUCGCAUCAGAAAGAAGGUAGGAACACCAGAAAGGCCAAGGCUGUGUAUCUUCCUCUCUAACAAGCAUCUCCAUGUACAAGUGAUUGAUGAUACCAAGAUGCACACGCUUGCUUCAGCUUCAACAAUGCAGAAACCUAUGUCUGAAGAGUUCAACUACACUUCUGGUCCCACCGUUGUAAGUUUGUAGUUAAAAAUCAAGGGUCUGGUGACCU